GAUAAUAAUACAUACACGCUAUCUAUUGAAAAGGAAAACGGCUGCAUUUCUGUGCUGUUAUGGGAAAGAAUGCUGAAGCAUAAACUCCGAGGGCAGAGUUCUUAGCGUGUAUCUUGUAUCGCCCAUAGAACGGAGCCGUUGUUAAAUGGAGGGGGAGCUGGAGGAUUUUCUGUAAUGCGAGAAGACGUCUAAAAAGAGCAGACCGUUUAUUGUGGUCUUGAAUAAAGGACAUUGAGCUUAGUAGCAUUCACUUACAUCCAUAGGAAGGCUCGCCAUUCACAGAUCGGAAAGUCCUCUAAUACUUUGGAGUUUGGAAGAAGUUGUUCAUGCUAUGAUGAAGCGAUGCAGUUUGGUAAAUCUAAGAACCAUAGCAGGAGUUUUAGUGUUUGUAGGGGUUUGUGUCGCAAUCGCUGCUCUCUGCUUAACUUUGGGAAAGCCUCCAAGAAAGCAGAUUCCAAGCCUCUGUUCAGCACGGAUGGAGAUAUGUUAGACUACCUAAUGUCCAAUGGGCAGAUCGAAGCCAAGGAUGGGUUACUCGUCACCUGGUAUCAUAGAGCCAAUAACAAGAGUGAAAUGCAGGAAGCCCUGAACAGUGGCAUCAUGGUGUUGGAGGCUGACGUCAAUGUUCAGGGACUAGGAACAGUCAAUGAGACAAAUAUACCUAUCAUGGCUCAUCCCCCUGAUAUAUACAGUGACAAUACACUGCAAGAAUGGCUGGAUGCUGUGCUUCUUUCGUCUAAAGGCAUCAAACUGGACUUCAAGAGCAUCCAAGCUGUCAGCCCGUCACUUGACAUGUUGCUGAAAAAGUCAUCACAAAUGAACAUUAACUGCCCUGUGUGGAUAAAUGCGGACAUCGUGGCCGGACCCAACGUCAACCAUGAGAUAGGAGUCAAUGCCACACAGUUUCUGGGUUUAAUCCAGGAGAAAUUCCCGGAUAUCACAAUCUCCCCUGGCUGGGUGACAUUGUACCUGCCACCGAUUAUCUCCAACAGAACGUACACCAGAGAAAUGAUUAUGAAGAUGUAUGAUCUAGUGAAGGAUCUUCCCCAGAGAAUCACCUUCCCAGCUCGAGCUGUCCUCCUGACCCCCUCUGCCUGGCCUCACUUCAACUGGCUUUUGGAGAAGUCUAACCGGUACACGCUGACUUUAUGGCAAGGCAGUUCAGACCCACUUACUGUGCACGACCUGUUGUAUAUCCGAGAUAACAGCAAUCCCGAGCAAAUCUAUUAUGACAUUUAUGAACCGCUCUUAUCAGAAUUCAAAAAGAUAGCGUUGAAUCCAAACAGGAAGAAAUUGUUCUAUUCCGGUGGCAGUUUGCGGUUGUAUUUCCACCCGGAGGACAAUGACGGAAUUCUUGUGAAAUGGUUUGAUGCUGAAGGUGACAUUUCCGCUGUGCAGAGCCUUCUACAAAGUAGCUUUGGAAUGGUCACAUUUCAAGUUGAAGUUCAGUUGGUCAGUUCCACUCUUAUGCCCGUGGUGGUGGUUGCCCAGUCAUCUGCUACACUUCCGCUGGAAGACUGUCUAAAGCUGGUGAUUGCUUCCGCUCUCCCAUGGGGCGUCUAUCUGAAACCUAAAGAUCACGUUUCUCUCAAUGAGACUUUGCAUCUACUAAAUAGGCUAAACAACGAUAAACUGCUGUAUGUUCCAGUGUGGAUCAGCAUGGAGAUAUCUUAUGGCAGUUUCAGCACACCAGGAUAUAUCAAAGGAGAAGAUUUCAUCAGCAGCAUCAACGACAUUUUCCCAGGGGUCACCAUUGCCCCAAGAUGGCCUCCUGAGAAGCUGGAUAAUGGAUACACAGACCCGAUGGUGCUGGAUAUGCUAAAGCUCUUUGAAGGGGUGUGGCAGGAUGUGUCCUUCCAACUGCAGGCGGUGGCUCUUGGCAAGGGUUGGCUAAGCACUAUCCAUCUUUUGAAGGCCUCCUCUACAUACACACUAACAGUGGAGCAUACCAAAGACCAGGGCACGUUCAUGGAAGGAUACCACGGCUUAAUAACCAUCAGAACACACACCACAAAUGGAGUUUAUUACAAACUAUCCCCAGAUUAUUACUCUUCCCUUAUGACAAGCAUCUAUACCACAUAGAAGAAAAAUAUUCCAUUAUCUACAAUGUAACAUUUUGUGGCAAUGGCCAGCGUUGAACAAACUCUUUUAAAUUUCUCUCAAAAUAUUUCCACAAUCGGUUAGCUGGAUUAAAAAAGGAUAAUUGGUCAGAAAAAUGUCUUGUUCAUUGAGAA
Messenger RNA from Rana temporaria (common frog), 2234 nucleotides. It is a transcript of the gene FAM151A, whose product is annotated as family with sequence similarity 151 member A. NCBI's taxonomy places the organism in Eukaryota, Metazoa, Chordata, Amphibia, Anura, Ranidae. The transcript has 8 exons. The coding region runs from base 343 to 2082 and encodes 579 amino acids. The record is from RefSeq and is a predicted model, not a curated record.